This is a messenger RNA of Sphaeroforma arctica JP610, 3605 nucleotides long. RefSeq lists its product as hypothetical. Gene Ontology annotation, cellular component: exosome (RNase complex); P-body. Gene Ontology annotation, biological process: mRNA catabolic process. NCBI's taxonomy places the organism in Eukaryota, Ichthyosporea, Ichthyophonida. The transcript has 22 exons. Bases 239 to 3190 code for a protein of 983 amino acids. Gene Ontology annotation, molecular function: RNA binding; 3'-5'-RNA exonuclease activity. The record is from RefSeq and is a predicted model, not a curated record.
CUCGAGACUUACAAUACACAUUUAUCACUACAUAGAACCAGCCUUGUGUAAGCUUAGAUAGUGUAGAUAAUUGGGGUAAGCUUCACACUAUUGUAUCAGAAUAGUUUUAUAACCAUUUGUCAGUUUCGUAUUACAUCGCACAAUUCCAAACGACUUUUGUUUUUAGGUAUUACAAAACAAAACGAAAGGUUCGUUAAUAUCAAGUAUAGAGAUACAAUUAAGAAGUAUCUUUGCCAGCAUGGACGAAUUAACUAAUGAUGUAGCCAGCCUGCAGAUAGCUCCAAACGGGAUCACGAAUAGCGCGAGUAGCACGACAGACCAAGUGAAUAGAAUUUUAUUGCCCACUCUAGGUAGUUCCGAUUCAAAGAAGAAAGACAAAAAGCAUACCCGGAAAAAACAUCCCGGAAGUCAGCGUCAUGGCGAAGACGAAGGUGAAAUUGAUGAAUGCUUUGCUGCUCAAGCAUCGGAGGGUUCGAGGUCAUUGAAAGGGAAGGCUCCCAACAAAGCUCGAAAUAAGCAUCGCAAUUCCAAGGAAAACCCCUCAAAUAAGUCGCGUUCGCAUGGAGAUGUACAUAACACACCUAAAUCACCCAGUGCGAAGCGUAAGAAUGGGGAUAACCGACAGCCUCACAAGGGGAACAAUAAUAGCAAUAGAGGAAGCAAUAGCCACAGAGUGAACAAUAGUCAAAAACAUGCGCUUCAUUUCGAGACCUACAUCACGGAGCAGGAAGGAGUACGUAAGCUGAAAGCGGGAGAGGUGUUCGUCGGUAAAUUAAGAAUCAACCAGAAGAACUACAGGGAGGCAUACGUCCCAGUGGCUGCAUUAGAUGGCGAUGUGCUGCUUCCGUCACAGCAUCAUCGCAAUCGAGCCUUGCACGGAGAUGAGGUCAUGAUUGAGCUACUGCCACGCGACGAAUGGAGACCAUUGAAGGCCGACUUUGCGAAUGCUAUGAUCCUUACAGAGACGGAAGAACGACAGUUGACUGACGACGCUAAGGAGUACCCUUCGGAAUUCCUGCGAAAAACCGGAAGGGUGCUGCGGAUUGAGCGAGAGGUCCAUAAUAGAAUUGUUAUCGGAGUGUUUAUGCCACUGAAUGGGCCCCGUGUGGAUCAGGGCCAUUUUGGCUUCAGACCUUUGGACACCAAGGUUCCCCGAUUGAUGAUUCCGGUGGACACGGCUCCCACUGAUCUGAUAAACGCAGACUCAAAAGAGUUGACAGAGAAAUACAAAACCCAAUUAUUUAGCGCGAAGAUCCGUGAGUGGCACAAGAAAUCCAUGAUGGCAAUAGGAGAACUAGGAGAAAACUUGGGUGAGAACGGGGAUGUAGAUGCAGAGACUAAGGCGCUUCUGGUGCAGUAUGCCGUGGAGACCGCUCCUUUCUCAGAUGAAGCAAUUGCUUGUCUGCCACCUACGCCUUGGAGUAUUCCGGCUGAAGAAUAUGAAACGCGGACGGAUCUACGUCACGAACGUGUUUUUACCAUUGACCCAGCCACCGCAAUGGAUCUCGACGAUGCUCUUUCAAUCAAACGCAGUGACGACGGAGGAUUUAUUGUGGGCGUUCAUAUUGCAGACGUGACGUUCUUUGUGAAGGCGGACACUGCACUAGAUGCAGAGGCUGAACGGCGGGCUACAACUGUCUAUCUUGUGCAACGAAACUAUCCGAUGCUGCCAAGAUUACUGUGCGAACAGCUGUGUUCGCUGAAUCCUGGUGUUGAGCGACUAGCAUUCUCUGUUUUCUGGAGAAUGGACGUACAUGGCAAAGUCCUCGAUACCUGGUUUGCGAGGUCCAUCAUCAAGUCGUGUAUCAAGAUGAGCUAUGAAGAUGCACAGCUCUGUAUAAGCAAGGACGCGGCAGGAAAUACUUUUGAAGGUAUCGCUGCAGAGAUCCCUGAAGUAUCUGGAGAUCAUACUGCGAUGGAGUGUGCGGAAGAUGUAAUACUAUUGAACAACUUAGCGCUCCAGAUGAGAAAGAGGCGCUUUAAUAAUGGCUCGCUUAAGUUGGACAAUGUGAAGUUGAUGUUUCGUCUGGACGAAAGUGGGCUACCGGAAGACUUCCGAACUUAUGAGCAGAAAGACUCGAAUCGAUUAGUAGAAGAAUUCAUGUUGUUGGCGAAUUGCAGCGUCGCUCGACAAUUGCAUGAUAAACUACCAUCACAUGCGUUCCUUCGUCGACAACUUGGACCAGACGAGAAACAAAUUAGCAAAGCAGUUGCAGCACUGGCAGCCUGUGGAGUUGUCAUUGAAGGCCGAAGUUCGGCUAAAAUACACGAGUCGCUUAUGAGAAUGGCGAAAGAAGAAAUUCGGAAGAAGGAAACGAAGCAGGUGACGUAUGACCUGAACAACGAAGCGGCGAAGAAAACUGUUGUGCAAUUCCUUACCAAGCCUAUGAAGCUUGCAGAAUACAUCUGUGAGGGCGCGGCGGUAAAAAAGGCUUACGCGGUAGAACUGCAGAAGGCGGUGAUAUUGGACAAAAACACACCUCAAGAAGAUAAGCCGGUCUAUGACUUCGAUGAAAUGACUGUUGACGAGAUUAAAGAAUUAUUGGAGAAUCGGGGUGAGAAGAUGCACCACAAUGAGGUGGUUAUGAAUACAACCCGUCAUUAUGCAUUGGCGAUGCCUCUCUACACACACUUCACGUCGCCUAUACGCCGUUAUGCUGAUGUGGUGGUACAUCGUAUGCUAUGGUCCACCUUGAUACAAUCGUCAGAAAAGUUGCGAAGUCCGGCAGUUCUCGCCAACAUUGCAAAGCACUGCAAUGAACAAAAACAAGCUUCUAAGAGCGCCCAAGAACAGUCUGACAAAAUAUUCUUAUGCUCUCUUCUGAGGGUUCGUGGGGGUAUGCGUAAGGAAGCCGUGGUGGUUGGAGUCUUGGACGCUGCCUUCGACGUGUAUAUUCCUGAUUUUGGCAUAGAGCAGCGUGUACAUUUCGAUAAGCUGGAUGGCUUGCGAGAAGAUUUGGUGAAUUUUUCUAAGCAAAGUAAGGUUCUUGAGCUACAUUGGGGGCCAAACGUGCCGGCAAUUCAUUUUAUAGGGAUGACUGAGGACACGGGAGUGCAAACUAUUCAUAUGUUCUCCAGGAUAUACGUCCUGGUAGAGAGCGAUAAUACCAUCGUACCGGUCACGCUCAAAGUGACACCGGUGAGGUACAAAGAUGAAUCGUCAAUUGCCAAUCCAUCGUUGGAAUUAUAAUUUAUUAAUCGUUAAGAUAGUAUAGAAGGCUAUGCUGAAACAGGCUGUUGACUUAAAAUAUUGUAGUGGAUCCUACUAAUAAACUGACAGUUGGGCAGUGUUACUGAUUAAUGUGCCCGAAUUAUACGCGGGCGUAUUCUGAAGUCCACAUACAAAAAAUUAUCAACACAUAUCUAACAAUAUUUACGUGCAAAUAAGCAUGUAUGAUAUAAAUACAAGUAUGUGAAUGUACUUCAUAUACAAAUAAAGAUCACAAACAGCUACAGAUGCGAAUAGGUUAUAGUACAAGUAUGAUUGUACCCUUGGGGUUCAUUUGACUUCAAGUCCUAAGUCACUAUUUGAAUUCAUUAAAGAACGUUGUUAAGUUAUGAACCAUAAAUGUCUUCUCAUAUCAACCCACAUGACGCAAAUAUGG